AUGGCCCCUUUUACGGUUGGCGAUUACCUUGCCAAACGGCUCGCCCAAAUCGGGAUUCGCCAUCACUUCAUCGUCCCUGGCGAUUACAAUCUCAUCCUCCUCGACAAACUCGAGGCGCACCCGGCACUGACCGAGGUCGGCUGCACAAACGAGCUGAACUGUUCUCUAGCCGCUGAAGGCUACGCCCGCGCUCACGGGGUCGGCGUCUGCGUCGUCACAUACAGUGUAGGGGCCUUCUCGGCCUUCAACGGCGUGGGAAGUGCGUCUGCAGAGAAUCUCCCUCUCAUUCUAGUUAGCGGAGCCCCAAAUACCAAUGAUGUGGGUCAACGUCUACUACACCACACGCUCGGCGACUAUGACUUGACCUACCAGCUUGAGAUGGUCAAGAAGAUCACGUGCUGUGCGGUAAGGAUACGCAAAGCCGCCCACGCCCCGGAGCUGAUCGACCGCGCCAUCCGAAACGCGCUUGUACAGUGCAAGCCGGUGUAUAUUGAAGUGCCAACGAACCUGGCUGGGGAGACAUGUGCCCGGCCUGGACCCAUCAGCGCCGUAGUUGCGCCAAUCUCGAGCGAUGGCCCGGGGCUGGAUGCUGCUGUGGAAAGGGCUUCUGAGUACAUCAGUGCCAAACAGAAGCCCGUUAUUCUUGUUGGGCCCAAAGUCCGAAGGGCCGGCGCACAAGAGGCGCUGCUCCAGCUGGCCGAGGCUAUUGGGUGCGCUGUUGUCCUUCAGCCAGCAGCAAAGGGCUCGUUCCCCGAAGACCACGCCCAGUUCGCAGGUGUCUUCUGGGGCCAGGUCAGCACGCUUGCAGCGGACGUCAUUGUCAACUGGGCUGACGUUCUCAUCUGCGCCGGUACUGUGUUUACGGACUACAGCACGGUCGGCUGGACGGCUUUGCCCAGCGUUCCGCAUCUAGUUGCUGAUAUGGACAACGUAACCGUCCCCCCGGGUGCCUUUUUCAGCCGUGUCCAGCUAUGCGACUUUCUGUCUAGGCUCGCCGAAUUCGCCACGUGGAACGACGGCACCAUGGUCGAGUACAACCGACUGCGUCUCGACCCCCCCUUGGGACAUGCCUCUCGCGGGCCGGACAAGUUAACUAGAAAAGAGGUCGCUCGACAGACGCAGAUGCUUCUGACACCAGACACGACGGUCUUUGCCGAUACAGGCGAUUCGUGGUUCAAUGGAAUCCAGCUAUGCCUUCCUUCUGGGGCAGAGUUUGAGAUCGAAAUGCAAUGGGGCCAUAUCGGAUGGACGAUACCUGCUUCGUUUGGCUAUGCCCUUGCCAAACCGGAGAGGAGGACCAUCGUUAUGGUCGGCGAUGGCGCUUUCCAGAUGACUGGCCAGGAGGUUUCGCAGAUGGUGCGAUGCCGCGUGCCUAUCAUCAUGCUUUUGAUGAACAAUAGAGGCUACACGAUCGAGGUCGAGAUCCACGAUGGGUUGUAUAACCGGCUUCAGAAUUGGAACUAUGCGCUCUUGGUCCAAGCAUUCAAUUCUAACGAGGGCGGAGGGCAUGCCCUUGGUCUUGAGGCGCAUACUGUUGACGAGUUUUCUAGAGCUCUCGACAGAGCAAUGGCGCACAGGGAUGGGCCAACGCUCAUCGAGUGCAACAUCCAUCAAGACGACUGCAGUAGGGAGCUGAUUACCUGGGGGCAUUUUGUUGCGGCGGCUAACGCCCGUAUCCCGACCAAGAAUUAG
Molecule: messenger RNA, 1692 nt
Organism: Fusarium falciforme
Lineage: Eukaryota; Fungi; Ascomycota; Sordariomycetes; Hypocreales; Nectriaceae
Product: Pyruvate decarboxylase
Exons: 1
Coding region: 1-1692 (563 amino acids)
Molecular function (GO): thiamine pyrophosphate binding; magnesium ion binding; carboxy-lyase activity
Source: RefSeq, a predicted model, not a curated record